UAAUUAUUUAUUUUUUUUUCGAAAUCGGAGAGAUCGUAAGGAGAGACAGGUUGUGUUGGCCACCAAGAACGAGGAUCUAAAUUCUAACCAACUUUGUUCGUGUUUCGUGUGUUCUUUUCUUGCUAUGCUUUUCCGAAAGGUGGAUCUCUCAAAUCUAACUCAAUUACCACAUCUCUUUCUAUCUCUCUCUGACAUGGACGAAGUGAUGACGGCUGGUGAUGCGUCGUCGAGCUUCCGAUCUGCAUCAUUUGAGCCGUCCAUCAUCCCCUCCAACCUCCCUCUCCUCUCCGCUUUCCUCGCUUUCUCUCUCGCCCAGUUUCUCAAGCUCUUCACCACCUGGUUCAAGGAGAAGAAAUGGGAUUCAAGAAGGAUGUUUGGAUCAGGUGGAAUGCCCUCAUCACAUUCAGCAACUGUGUCAGCUCUAGCGGUUGCUAUUGGCUUGCAAGAAGGAGCUGGAGGACCAGCAUUUGCUAUUGCAGUGGUCUUGGCAUGUGUUGUAAUGUAUGAUGCUUCUGGAGUAAGACUUCACGCUGGUCGCCAAGCUGAAUUACUAAAUCAAAUUGUGUGUGAGCUACCUCCGGAACACCCUGUCUCUAAUGUUAGACCUCUACGAGAUUCACUCGGUCAUACUCCGCUUCAGGUCGUUGCAGGUGCCAUGUUGGGUUGUAUGGUAGCAUUCCUCAUGAAAAGUUCCAUUUAGCGGGGUUUGAUAUAAUGAAUGGGAGUGCUUAGGCCUUAACAGUGGACAAUGAAAAACUUUUGAUGUCAUUGCAAGUUUUCCUGCAUACAGAAUUGGAAUUGAAAAAGACAAGUUUCAGAACAAUGUAAAUCUACUUGUAAUUGUUUAGGGUCUGAGUUUGAUGUUUGCAAACAUGUCUUCAAACGGCUUAGCUAGAUGUUAAACAUACUUGUCGCAAUUUUUUUAUGACCCACCCACAUCCAUUGUCUUCAUACAAUCAAGGAUCGAUGAUGAGAACCAGCUUCAGAAGAUUGUUCUUUCUUA
Molecule: messenger RNA, 1003 nt
Organism: Juglans regia (Persian walnut)
Lineage: Eukaryota; Viridiplantae; Streptophyta; Magnoliopsida; Fagales; Juglandaceae
Exons: 5
Coding region: 125-700 (191 amino acids)
Source: RefSeq, a predicted model, not a curated record